This is a messenger RNA of Jatropha curcas, 3397 nucleotides long. RefSeq names its product Tetratricopeptide repeat (TPR)-like superfamily protein. Gene Ontology annotation, cellular component: mitochondrion. Gene Ontology annotation, biological process: RNA processing; mitochondrion organization. Lineage: Eukaryota; Viridiplantae; Streptophyta; Magnoliopsida; Malpighiales; Euphorbiaceae. Gene Ontology annotation, molecular function: mRNA binding; protein binding. The record is from RefSeq and is a predicted model, not a curated record.
UUACGAAACGUACCCUAAAUUAUUUGCGGUGAAUCUUGCUUUAAACGCCAAAACCAGAACUCCUCUCUCUGUCUCCUCUGCAAAACCCUAAAAUCUUCCAGCUAUCUAACUCGCCUGCGAGCUACCAUCUCUGGUCUGACUGGUCGUAGGUACAACCUACUUGGGGAGAAUUUAUAGUUAUCGCUUUUCUGACCUAGCGGACCCUGUUUUUCUCUUUAGUUUUUCUUUCAAUAUACUGUUAAAAAUGAUCAAACGAUCACUGUCGAUUUCAAUUCUGCGAACUAAAAAAUAUAUUCUUUCUCCUAUUCACUCUUUCCACUGUAAGCUCUUCUCUUCGCUUUCUGAUGUAGAAGCCCAAUUGAGAUUUCUCUGUGAGGAACCCAAUCCUCAAUUAUCCGAAGCAGUUUCUGUGUUUCAUCGAGCUAUCGAUUCAAGUCUCUUUCUUUCCGAGUCAGCCUGUACUUCUCUUAUAGCAUCUCUGGUAAAGUCUAAAAACUAUGAAUUGGCAUUUUCAGUUUAUAUUAAGAUGACUCACGUGGGUAUUUUGCCUAGUUUUAUUUCGUUGAGUCGUUUAAUUGAUUGUUUUGUACAUAUCCAGAAGCUAAAUUUCGCUUUUGCGGUUUUGGGUUUGAUUUUAAAGCGUGGUUUUGUUGUUAGUUCGUAUAUUAUGAAUCUUAUGUUGAAGGGUUUGUGUAGAAAUGGUAAGGCUUUUGAGGCUAUAUAUUUGCUUAGAGAAAUGAAGAGAAGCCUUGUUUCGCCGGACAUUGUUGGUUAUAAUACUAUUGUAGGUGGAUUGUGUAAAGAGAAAAAUUUUGAAAAUGCAGUAGACUUGUUAGUUGAGAUGGAGGGAACAAAUUGUGAACCAAAUACUGUUACAUAUGGUAUUUUGAUGGAUGGUCUUUGUAAGGAUGGUAGAGUAGAAGAGGCGAUGAGGCUGUUAAAGAAGAUGAAAAGAAAGGGAUUGGAGGCGGAUAUUGUUGUUUAUAGCACGCUUAUCAAUGGUUAUAGUAAGAUGGGGCAAUGGAAAGAAGCCAUGGCAUUGUUAAAUACUAUGGCAGAAAUUGGGAUUCGCCCUAAUGGUUAUAUUUAUAAUUGUAUGAUUUCUGGUCUUUUCAAAGAUGGAAAACGUGCUAAGGCUAUAGACUUGUUUAAAUUGAUGAUGGAAAAGGGUGAAGAGCCUUGUCCUGUAACAUAUGGUGUUCUAAUUAAUGGACUAUGUAAGGAAGGCCUCAUCAAUGAUGCUUUUAAAAUCUUUGAAAUGAUGUUGGAGAAGGGUAAGAAACCUAAUGUUGUAUGUUACAAUACCUUACUGAUGGGACUUUGCAAUAAUGGUAAGGUUGAUGAGGCAAUGAAAAUUUUUAGUGCUGUAUUGAGGGAUGGAAAUUAUGUUGAGCCAGAUGUGAUUACGUUUAAUUAUCUAAUUCAUGGGCUAUGCAAGGAAGGUCGGCUUGAUGAAGCUGCUGAGAUUUAUGAUAUUAUGAUUCAGAAGGGGAGCUCCGGUAAUUUGGUAACAUAUAAUAUUCUCAUUGGGGAAUAUAUAAAGGCAGGAAUGAUUAAUAAGGCUAUGCAAAUGUGGAAACGUGUACAUGAAUUGGGAUUUGUUCCAAACUCGUUUACCUACAGAACCAUGGUUUCUGGAUUUUGUAAAAUUGGUAUGCUUAAUUUUGCAAAAGGACUUUUUACUAGGUUUAGAGCUUCGGGGUUUAGCCCUUUGUUGUCUGACUACAAUAUGCUAUUGGCAUCCUUGUGCAAGGAGGGCAGCUUGGCGCAGGCGAGGAAGUUGUUUGAAGAAAUGAGUAACUCAAACUAUGAAUUGGAUUCUGUCUCUUUCAAUAUAAUGAUUGAUGUGACUCUGAAAGCAGGGGAUAUUGAAUAUGCUAAAGAAUUACUAAACGACAUGCUUGAAUUGGGUUUGACUCCUGAUGAUUUUACUUACUCUAUAUUAAUAAAUAGGUUAUCAAAACUUGGACAAUUGGAAGAGGCUAAAGGAGCUUUUGAUAGAAUGAUAUCCUCUGGCUUUAUUCCUGGUAUCCAUGUGUAUGAUUCAUUACUUAAAUGUUUUGCUUCAAUGGGUGAAACAGAAGAGAUUAUAAAUUUGCUUUGUCAAAUGGCUGACAAGGGACUUAAUCUUGACUCGGAGAUAACAAAUACAAUCUUGGCUUGUCUAUGUCAUAGAUCAAUGGGUCUCAAUGUGAAGCAUCUGCCAACUUUUGCCCCAAAAAUAUCGGAAGGGACAAGCAUCUCAUGCAAUGAGUUGUUGAUGAAAAUACAAGAUUCCAACCCAGAACUUUAGGCACAUGCAGCUUGAUAUUGUCCCAUCGUCAGAACAAUUCGGACCACGAAAUGUCACCCACGAUGUUCUCUUCGAUAUUUCGUGGAUUCCAAGAAACCUUAUGACGGUCGACAAGAUACCAGGAAAAGAAGGAGAGCUUCGGGCAAAACUAUAAAACUGGACAUGCUUAUGAUGCUUGCAAGGAACAGGAAGGUUGAUGAAGUGAAGCUGGUUUGGCAAGAUUUGAAGAGGGAGGGAGUCUUGUUUGACCAACAUACUUUUGGGGACAUCAUUAGGGCAUUCCUAGAUAGUGGGUUACCAUCAGAAGCAAUGGACAUAUAUGAGGAGAUGAGACAAUCUCCAGAUCUUCCAUCAUCUUUGCCUUUUUGAGUGAUCUUGAAAGGUAUUCCAUAUCCAGAUUUAAGAGAGAAGGUGAAAGAUGACUUCUUGGAACUUUUUCCCAACAUACUUGUUUGUGACCCAGCUGAAGAUUUUGAAGUAGCUGUUCAUAUAUAAGUAGCUAGUACAGAGGAGAUAAGAUUUUGACAUCUUAAGGUUGAUCUAACGCCAGCUUCAGCUCUUUGGCUUGAUUGCAACAAGUCUGUCUUUCAAAGGAGAAAACCAAUCCUUAUUUCGCGACAAAGUCGAGCUUUGUUAUCCUCCUUGAUCACAGUAUAGAAGGGAGCAAAGCUGGCUUCUCAACCCUGGGAAAUUCAAGAUCAAUGUUAGAUGGCUGUGAUGGGAGGCAGUUUCUGAUUGGUUUCUAGAGAUUUGAGAAGCAAUGCACUGGGCAACUGUAUCCACUUAUCCCUAUUCCUACAAAGCUGGAAUUUCUGAGGAUCUUGAUGCUUGUAGUGUACCAUAACAUGGCAAUGGCAAGUAAUCGAUCAAAUUCGAUUUGAAUUGAUUCGAACUCAAAUUUUAGCAGUCCGAUUCAAGUUUCGCCAAGGUACGCAUUUGGAACCAAUCAAACCAAUACCAAGUAGAAUCAACAAACUUUCUUGCUUUAUUAUUAUUUUUAAAGAUGAUCAUAUUUUUUUUGUAGAUGAAUUAUUUUUCAAGUCAGAUUGAAGUGUAUGUUGUACAAUUAAUGAUAUUUUAUAUUUUAUUUUUAAUUUCAUUAGA